ACAGAAACCCAGAAGAUUCAACUGCAAGUUAACAGAACCAUGUCGACCGUAGCAGCUUCAAGUUCUAAUCAAGCUGAACAACAGUUUGUCAAUACUUAUUUGGAUUUCUUAUCCUUGUCAAAGGAUGCCAGUCCAGAUCAAUUUAAUUCCACCCAAGAUUACGACAAAAUAGAAUCAUUAGGACCUAGUUUACCGCCAUACAAGUACAAAUUCCCAAAGGUUGUAUCCGCAACCAGUGAAAGAACCUUGACAUUGAAGUUCAAGUCUAUCAAACCACCAUUUAAAUUCACUUCUGAGUUACAUGAUAUCCCUGAAUCCUUCACUAUUCAUCGAGUUAAGGAAGCAUUAAUUAAGGCCCAGGACGUAUUGAAUCAAGCAGGUGCCAAACCAGACAAUUUAAAGCUUAUGUUGAAGUCAAAAGUUGUUCAAGAUUCGUCCACAUUAGGAGAUGUUAGUCCAGAAGAUGAAGUCAGUUUCAAUUGCAUGGUAUCUGCCCCGAUUGCUACAACCAAACCAGAGGAGCCUACUAACGUAACUAGUGCUGGCACCGUCGCUAGUUCUGGUGCCACCUCUUCUACAACUACUACUCCAUCUUCUACCCAUUCUACAACAACUACUACUACCAAAGAAUUAGAUGGAAUUUCUCCUGAAGCAUGGCAACAAAUAUACUCUGUAUUACUACAAGACUUGAACGACCAACAAAAGGCACAAGAUAUCUUGUCCAAAUUCAAACAAUUAGCUUAGACAUUUCUUUUAAUUUUAAUAUAUAUAUAUAUUUAUCUACAAUGAAUACGCAACAUCUCACAGGAGCACACCACCGAAAAUUUAUCACACUCCUUUUCUAAACACCAAUACUAAUUCUUUUUAGCAUUCCAACUAUUGUAUUUCUUCACAAGCAAUUCAUUAAGGGAAUGACCUGGCUGUCUACCAACUUGUUUCUCAUACAGAUAAUAAGAAGCUACCCCAACAGCAAUUCCAAACAAAGGAUCUAAUGUCCUUGAUAUCAAGUAAGGGUAUUGCAUGACCUAACUGAUUCGUUUUU
Messenger RNA from Spathaspora passalidarum NRRL Y-27907, 1042 nucleotides. RefSeq lists its product as uncharacterized. The coding region runs from base 40 to 744 and encodes 234 amino acids. Gene Ontology annotation, molecular function: protein binding. The transcript has a single exon. NCBI's taxonomy places the organism in Eukaryota, Fungi, Ascomycota, Pichiomycetes, Serinales, Debaryomycetaceae. The record is from RefSeq and is a predicted model, not a curated record.